Messenger RNA from Bombus huntii, 3046 nucleotides. RefSeq lists its product as uncharacterized. The coding region runs from base 75 to 1577 and encodes 500 amino acids. Lineage: Eukaryota; Metazoa; Arthropoda; Insecta; Hymenoptera; Apidae. The transcript has a single exon. The record is from RefSeq and is a predicted model, not a curated record.
UAAACUGCUGCAGCUUGUCGAGUGCACCUGAGUUUUGCUUUCGAGUGCCAAGCAAUUAUGUGGAAUUGUUAUCCAUGUUGCCUGAUUACAGUAGUUGCGCUAGUGGACAGGUUAAUUACACGGACCGUUCGACUAAUCUGUUGCACGCAGCACCCAUUAAGCAUGAUCCUUAUACCCCAGAUAGCAUGGACAGUCCAAGUCCAAAUGCUAUAAUAUCAGCCACAGGUGAACUCCCGGACGUAGACAUAGAUAACAUGAACAACGUGUCCAUGGCACAGUUUGUACAGACGUCGAACUUUGCCAGACGUUUAGACACAGCUGUGUCGCCUGCUCUCUUAAAAUCCAAGUUAGAACUGAUCGUUCGGAACAAAAAACAAGAGGCGAUGGACGCGGAUCAAGAUACAGCUGAUAUCAAAAGAAGCCCUAGCGACUGCUGUUUACACUCGUGGCCCAAUACCGAGGAGUGUAAAAACGUAUGGUCUGUAAGGACGAACAGAUGUAACAGCGACCUGUCCUGGCAGAGAUCGCAUCUCUUAACCGAAGCAUGGGUUCAGAGCAAAGGACAACAAGGGUAUCAUUCGUUUGGAGAUUUUAUCAAACGAUCGUCCUUGGAUUCAACUCCGCCGAACGGUGUUGAGGGUUUGCCUUCCGAUUUGAUUAUACCAAGGAUAUCAAUAAUAAAUGCUAGUAACUUCGAAUCAAACGAGAGUUCCGUGUACUUACACGACGACAAGUAUAGCGACUAUUCGGAUAAGAAACUAAGCACUUACUCGGACGACCGAACAAAGAGCUUGAGCGGCGAAGCGUUCAGUUCAGGAAAGUCGGAUGAACUUUGCGAUAAAACAGACGACGAGAGCAACAGACUGAGCUUAAAUACGAAGAAAAUAGGAAUGAACGAGAGCGUUUAUUUGCAAAACAUAAGUGAGCUAAUAACGAAACCAGACAAGAAUUCUUGUGCAAUGGUGGUUAGUACAAAUCUCUUUAAUACUGACGGUAAGAUGAGUAAAAUGAACGAGGAACGAAUGCUUGAAAAUAGAGAGAAAUGCUUAAAUCAAAUUAUAAAUACAUUAGAAAGCACAGAGGAUAAUAAUAGUAAAAAUCAACGUGCACUCGCGGAUGAUGCACUAGUUGAUAAGACAAGUAUUAAAAAUAGAAGUAUAAUUUCUGAGACGACUUUAGCAGAUGAACGAACUUCUGAAGUAUUACAAGUUAUUGCAGAAACAGAACAAAGGACAGUUCGCCAUAGGAGUGAAAGAGAAGACAGAUUGCAGAAUAUGGAGGCAGAGAACAUAAAAUCAAAACAGAACAAGUGUAAUGAGACAAAUGUGUGUACAAAUGUAGAAGAUUUUGAUGCAAGUAGCAAGCAAACAGAAAUAUCAAAAUGUUGUAGCAAAUGUGAAAUGAUAAUUUCACAACAAAUUACAAGAAGUGAUUUUGUACAAAAUCAAAGUAGCAAUGAUAAUACAGAGGACAUUAAACUCAAACUCAAAGCAUGUAACUCUGAUAUAGAAAAUUAUAAGGACAAUAUCAUUGGGAAGGAAAGUAAGUGUCAAAAGUGUUGCUGCGUUAUAUCGUGAAAACGCAAAAUCUUCACACGUUCCUUAUUUAGCCUUCGUAUAUUGUAGUCAUGAUUCUCGGUUUCCUCGGAAUAAGAAACUAUCGUAAGAACGAAGUCGAAAAAAUCGAUUAUUAAGAUUUACUUUAUAAGAGAUAAGAAAUAAGAAGGAAGGAAAAAGCUAUAUUCUUGAACACUUAAAAUAUACUGCUGACGCUCUAUCCGAUAGCAUCGAUUUUCUAUUGUACAUGCAUGUUGCAAGACGUUUUCAUGUUCAAAGUGUCUUCUGCAUGAGCAUGAUACUCUAAUAUCGUAUCACGUCAACAACUAUCUUUUUAGCGUAUAUUCAAACGAUAUAGUUACGUACUAUAAAUUUUCAUAUUCUAGAUGCGCAGUUGAAUAAGCAGUGUAUCAUUGUUACGUAGUGAUAUGUUACGUUAUAUGAUGUAGAGUUUUAAUGAGUCGGAAUAUCCAGAUGACUGUGUCAACGUACGAUCUGUUAAGCAGUGUUACCAGUAUAUGUAAUAGAUACGUAAAAAUCCCUAACGAUUACGUUGUCCCAUUUCGUUAUUAAUUUAUUAAAUAAGUUUUCCAGUCAAGUAUGUAUCGGGCGUCACUCGAGAAAGUUAUUAUCUUGUAAUUUUUCGUAAUCUUUUGUUACAAUGUUUUUUUGUUACAAUGACUUAAUUUUCGACCGUCUCGAUUUUAUCUCUUUGUUCACGUUUACGUUCUAUUGCUAUCGCAAGAAUUCCAUUCACAGCAUUUUCAGCGUACAAGAACACGUGUGCUCCUAUGUGCAUCGUAACCCUUGCCAAAUUUACUGUGUCCUAUAUGAUAGAAUAUUAGAAACGUACGUGUAGACGCGACACGCACGUAGUCCAUUGUUUGGACUCGACUGCCAAAGUUAGUUUUGUUUUAGUUGAUAGAAAGGAAGAUAUUAACUUAUACGGUAAAAUUGUUAGUCAUAUGUCUUUACGUUGUACAUAAUCAUUUAAUGCUAUCUUUCCUAAUUUCCUAUAUACGUUUCGUUACAAGUUACAAGUAGUUUUCUUUGUGGCAAUAUCUACAAGUACAAUUUUGUAAAAAAAUUGACAACGAGGUUCUUAACGUUUCCAUGAAAGGUUCAAGCCAAUUCAAGUCGAUACUGUUUAACCGUAAAAUAAUUUGCAUACAAAUAAAGGUAUCUGUUCCGUGUCUUGCCGAAAAAGAAAUUGUACAUAAUACGAGAAACAGUGUUGCAAUACUAACGGCCGUUUACUGUUCAAAACGUUACGCUCAUAGGUACUUAGUAAAAGAUAAUUUAUAACAUUUAUUUUGCAAAACGAAUUCCAGACCACAUUUUGAAUCUGAUCGUAAUAAAUAUCGCAGAUUCGAGCAAUCGAUUUAUCAUGCAUUUGUUUCCGGUCCCAUUGUGCUUACGACUUAUAAAACGUUUUAUUAGUAAUUAUUAUUUUCUCCUCGCUUGUAAAUAUAAAUUUAUUUUUAAUACAA